CUUAAGGUAUGUGAAGAAGCCCAAGUGGAUUAUGGUGUAUCCUUUUUCUUCCCCCUCCUCGUUCUAUAUCACCUCCUCUCGCUUUUCUUUGCCUUGUUCUGUUGUGUGUGUGUGUGUUGUGUGUCUCUCUUUGUGCCUCUGUGUGUGUGCCGUCGGUGCUUGCUCCAACUCGAGAACGUUCAACAUACCGCGUUAAUGCUACAUACCCAAACGUGGCUUUGUGGUGGGUGGGGGUAUGGGCAGUUGGGAAUGGAGGGGAGGGAUGUACGAGAGGCAAGACGGCGUACGUCUAGCCAUGCUCAAAGGCAUUGGACGUGAAUGGUAUGGGGCGGCAUACCAUGGUUGUGGACAUGUAGCUUGGAUAGGUCGCCCCCCCUGGCCCUGUCCCCCCCUGGCCCCCCCGUUCAGGCGCGCCAUCCAGCGUUUUUUUAAGGCUCUCCGCCCGUUUGGGCGCAAGUUGUUGGACAAAACCCUACCUGGUCUGGACCCAUAGCUGAGGCGCGAGGCAUGAGCAUGAGACCAGCUGCGUAAGGACCUUAAGUGGUUGUUGCGGUGGUGGCAAGGGUAUCGUCGCUCUCCUCUGUGAACUCGUCGUUUAUUUUCGGUUUCUUUCGGUAGUGUGUAACAGGUCAAGAUGGUGAAGGAGCACACGCUUGUUGUUGUCGGCUCCGGCGGAGUCGGCAAGUCGGCCAUCACGGUCCAGUUUCUGUACAACCAGUUCAUGACAUUCUACGACCCGACGAUUGAGGAGUCGUACCGUAAGCAGGUGGUCAUUGACGAUGUGGCGUGCAUGCUUAACAUUGUGGACACUGCCGGUCAGGAGGAGUACGCUACGCUCCGCGACCAGUACUGGGGCCCUGGUGAGGGCUUUGUUCUUGUGUACUCGAUCACGUCCAAGGAGACGUUUGUGGAGGUGCAGGAUCUGACCAAGCUUGUGCUGCGGACUAAGGACGCGGCGACGUUCCCGAUGGUGAUUGUGGGGAACAAGAAGGAUCUUGAGCAUGAGCGCAAGGUGCCGUCUGCCGACGGCGAGAGCCUUGCCAAGGACCUGAAGUGCCCGUUCUUUGAGACGUCGGCCAAGACCCGGCUCAACGUCGACGAGUGCUUCACCGCCCUUGUCCGUGAGAUCUGGGCCGACUCGGGCGACGAUCCGGUCAACCCGGGUGGCAAGGCCAAGAAGAAGGGCGGCUGCGUGCUCCUCUGAGCUUGCCAUGUCUUGCAUUCGCUUUUCUCCUUGCUUGUGUCGGCUUCCCCUCUCUACGAGGGAUUUGCCUCUUUCCAUCCUCCUGUUGUCUUGAGCGCGAGCCAGGCCGCGGCGGCCACCCCACAUCUGUCGGCAUCGCCAUCUUUUCUCAACGCCUCCUUCCCCUCGACCCUUGCACUCUCGACAUCCUGCAGUCAAUCUGCACGCCUCGACCUGUCUGUCCAGUUCGGGCGACCUUUGGCUGCACUUUCACCAAUGAAACACUAUGUGUCCACA
Thecamonas trahens ATCC 50062 is the source of this 1480-nucleotide messenger RNA. RefSeq names its product Ras protein. Gene Ontology annotation, molecular function: GTPase activity; GDP binding; GTP binding. Bases 635 to 1204 code for a protein of 189 amino acids. Gene Ontology annotation, cellular component: plasma membrane. The transcript is spliced from 2 exons. NCBI's taxonomy places the organism in Eukaryota, Apusomonadida, Apusomonadidae. Gene Ontology annotation, biological process: signal transduction. The record is from RefSeq and is a predicted model, not a curated record.